AAAGAAAUUGAAAAAGAAGCUUAAAGCCCAACUGUCUUUUGUAUGUAGUGAGCUCUGUACUGGUUCACUUUUAUCGUUGCCUGGGACAUAACUUUUUCAGGUUCUCAUCGGUUCUGUUCAACGGUGAAGGAGUUUCGCGUCAGUCAAAGUUCCCAAAGAAGUUAAGCAAUCUCACUCUUUUUCUUCUUGAAGUUCGCUUGAGAUUUGAGAUUCUCCACCAUGUGAUUCCACCGUUACCAUGCUUGAAGGUUUGUGUCUCUUAAGAUGUCACUGGCAAAUUGGGACCUGUUCCAAACCGCCAUGGACUCCGGGCAGUAAACCACUGCGUGCAAUGCAGUUUCUGGCUCUGUCAAGCAUCUUGGGCAAAGGGGAUCAAUGUUGGGGAUUCUGUUAUGCAUCUUCUCUAGCAUUAUUAUACCCUCAUGGACUAAUCUCCAUAUGAAAUUUUGGAUUUUUGGCUGACAUUAUAUAUUCUAGAUUUGUUGCCAUAAGUCUUUCAUUUGAAAUCAAGGGUUUAAACUUGCUAUCGGCGAAUGAUAAAACUGUAUCUGUUAUCAGCUCCCAGACCCCAAUGCAUCUCAAGAUUUUGUUCUGCUGCUAUUGAAAACCUGAAAAGGGGUUGGUUUCCGAACCACGGGUCCUUUUUUUAUUCUGUUGGAGCCAUGGGUAGUGACACUGAAUCUAACGCCUUUCUCCAGAACUUUUCUGCCCUCCAAGAGACUCUGCCAAGCCCAAAAAGUUCUGAAUCCAAGCUUUGCUUCCAAGAACAAGGAUAUGGGUGCAGAUGUCACGAAGAGUUUAUUUAAUUGUUGUUGAGAUGCUUUGUGCUGCUUUAGUUAUUAUUUAUUGAACCCUCGCUUUUAUUUUGAUAUAUUCUGUAAGAGGGAUAGGAAUUGUAUUGGAUAAUGCUUGUAAUAUUAUAUGGAGGUACUCUUUAUGAGUUUU
Messenger RNA from Arachis duranensis, 945 nucleotides. RefSeq lists its product as uncharacterized. NCBI's taxonomy places the organism in Eukaryota, Viridiplantae, Streptophyta, Magnoliopsida, Fabales, Fabaceae. The coding region runs from base 534 to 806 and encodes 90 amino acids. The transcript is spliced from 3 exons. The record is from RefSeq and is a predicted model, not a curated record.